GCUGUUCAGCUGUAUAAACGGAAAUGGUUAAAAGCGUGGUCUGCCUCUUCUUCUCUCUUCUUCCACCCGUGCGUCACGAUAUAGACCUACAAUCUGGAGGAGCAACUCCUUUGUGCAGACCUAGCUCAAGAUGUCCACCGGAGCUCAUCGUCGUCGCCAGCUUCAUCGGCGGUCUAUUCUUGUGUUUGCAACAGAUCAGCAAUUGGUCCAUAUAAUCACAAUCUGCGUUUCCGCCUUCGGGUUCAUUCCGAUAAUGCACUCGGGUCGUGGUUGUAAUUCUUGCAUUCCUUUUCUGUACUUCCUAAUUGUUAUACCCUUGUCUUCUAUUAAUGUGGAUGCAUGUCCUAUUGGGCCGAGAACGAACACGUCGGAAAAGUUUGCAAGCGUUGCGGGGAAAGAGGAGGGUUCAUCGGCGCAGACCUCAGAGGGGACCAUGAACGAGGAUGAACGAGCAGCGCUGGAUUGUGCCCUUUAUCUUGAGAGGAGUCCGGAUGUCACCGGAGAAUCACCCAAUGACUGGGAUCAGAGUGUUGGGCCUGAUGGAACUCAAGAUAUCGACUCAGCGUCCACGAUCAACACAACUGUCGACCCGACGGAUUCUGCUGUGAACAAGAGCGUAUCGCAUUCCAAUACCAGUACGGGUAUCAGUCCCGAAAAUACUGUUAAUACUAUAUCGACUUCUAUUACAUCAAAUAUAACUCAAACGACGAUUGUUGGCGUAACUACAAAACUGAAUAGGCAUUCAGCUUCGUCAGCAGUCCUUCCUACCGACAUGCCCAUCGUGACUCAGGCAAAAUCUUGGACAACAGCUGACGAGCAUUCUACUGUAAUGCCAACGAGGGGCGGCAUACGGGUAGAUGGAAUAAUUAAUGCAUCGUUCGAAUUGAUUCUACAUUCAGCGGAUGCGGAAAUCUUCAGACCUACUGAGGACCCACCCUCGAGUCCAAAAAGUCCGAUUUCGCUUCCGAGCUUAUUGACUGUGACCAACGAGGCAGGGGGUAGUGUUUUUUACAACUCUGCAUGUGAGGUGGAUGACGACGCUCUCAUGUUAAGACUCCUUGCUGGUCUUGUAACUGCCAUUUUGGUCCUGCAUCUAGUCAAUACAAUGAAAAUAUGGUAUAACGACUGGAAGAAGUCCAAAUACCGUCAUCAAAGUGACAGGGAAUCAUCAUCGUCCAAAUCUAUUCGGGAUCCUUAUAAUGAGGAACUUGCAGAAAUAGUUCAGCCUUUUCAAAAAAUAUCUCGGGCCGUGGAUCUUGCUAUCGAUACCAAUGUUACCAAUACGAGGACGAGGACUAGGGACGCGUCUCUCGUUUCCAAUCCUUCCUUGCCCAUCCACAAAAGCGCCAUAUAUACUCCUUCAAAUCCCGCACACAGCUUAACGAAGCUUCAGAGAUCAUAUGUCCAACGCGCAUCGAGGGGAGUGCAUCCGCCUUCCUACCAAGAACGUGUUGAAAGCUUCGAGACGGUGUAGCAUGUCUUGUUUAGGUUGAACGAGGGAAGACGGAUCAUUACAUGAGACUUACAGUAUCCAGCUACACGAGCAUCCGGUCUCAGGGCGUUCGCAAGAGGGCAAGGUUGAGCUCACGACUUGCUCGCGCCGCUGCUGCUGUAGAUCCCAGCAGAGUCCCUACAAAAACCUAACCACAUUACUA
Molecule: messenger RNA, 1655 nt
Organism: Lentinula edodes (shiitake mushroom)
Lineage: Eukaryota; Fungi; Basidiomycota; Agaricomycetes; Agaricales; Omphalotaceae
Exons: 4
Coding region: 131-1474 (447 amino acids)
Source: RefSeq, a predicted model, not a curated record